Pomacea canaliculata is the source of this 2329-nucleotide messenger RNA. RefSeq names its product immune-associated nucleotide-binding protein 9-like. The transcript is spliced from 5 exons. Lineage: Eukaryota; Metazoa; Mollusca; Gastropoda; Architaenioglossa; Ampullariidae. Gene Ontology annotation, molecular function: GTP binding. The record is from RefSeq and is a predicted model, not a curated record. The coding region runs from base 120 to 1790 and encodes 556 amino acids.
AUACAAAACUCUUUCUCCGGAAACGCUACUAGAAGCUAAAUAUAGACAUCGGCAAUUCCCGUUUCUCCAAAACUGCGCUAUUUUUAAGUUGAAGUCACAAAGCAAGUUUACAAGCUGCCAUGGCUCUGUCACAAGACGAUGAGCUGCGGGAGUGGGCCCGUGUCAAGGGAAUUACGACUCGGACACUAAAGGUGCUCGCCGUGCAGGGCGUGAGCUCUGUUCAGGAUUUGAUCCACCUGGACAUCGGCAUCCUGGAGCUGUCCGAGCUGCUACCCCGGGGACAGUGCCGGCUCCUGCGGCAAUCUGUGGACGAAUUAACAACGGAAAGUGAAGAACAUCUUUUCCCGUCCAACUCUCCAAAUCACUCUUACCGUCCAGACACCUCACCUUCCUCACGUCUUUCAUAUCCCGAUGAUCGUUCAAUCGACACGUGGGGUUCAUCGAACAGUCUGUCCCCCAGAACACUCCGUCUCUUGAGGCUGCAGGGAAUAGACAAUGUCGACGAGCUGUAUUCUCUCAGCCCCGAUGAUGUCAAUCUGCUGGCUGUGGGCGCAGGCUUCUGGGAGGAUGAACAGAUGGGGAAACUGCAGCGAGCGAUCCGACAGCUGCAAGUGGGCGAGGAAGGACCGAGAGAUCGGUUCCAGAGUAUUCCAUUUGGGGACAGAGACCAUCAUGGAUGGCAGAAUCCCUGUCUCAAUGACAGUCUGCGAGGCUCGGCAAGUAACAGUCUGCGAUUCUUCCUGGUGGGCAAGACUGGCUGUGGCAAGAGCACAACCGGAAACACUAUUCUGGGACAGGAACUCUUUCAUAAUGAAGUCUGCUUUAGCUCGGUGACCAGCAGGUGCGCACAUCAGAGGAUCGAACGCAAUGGUGUUGUCAUCGAGAUCACCGACUCCCCAGGACUCUGUGACACAAAGAGAUCACCAGAAGAUGUCGCUGCGGAAGUUGUUCAGGCUGUGGCAUGCAUGCAUCCGGGUCCCACGGCCAUUUUAUACGUCAUUGCGAUUGGUCGCUACACGGAGGAAGACCAGGGUGUGUACGAAAGGGUCAAAAGUCUGUUGGACGACAGGGUCACUCAGUACAUCAUCAUCAUUUUCACGCGAGGUGACGACUUGGCUCGACAGGGGAAGACCAUCCAGGCGGUCCUCGACACUGCACCGGACAACCUGCGGACUGCACUGAAUGAGUGCGGCCAGCGCUACCUGGUGUUCGACAACACCACUGAGGACAAACAACCUCAGGUGGACCGUCUGCUGCAGAUGGUGAGCAGACUGAGGGAGGCGCAUGGCGGCAAACCCUACACAUGCCCCAAGUACGGAGAGGUCGGCGAGAAGAUCGAGAAGGAACUUGAGAGAAGACUGCAGAAGGUGGAGGAAGCGGAGCUUAAGAAGAAGAAAUAUGUGAAAGAACUGGAGGACAAAACGAGCAGAGCGAGAGAAGAAGCGGAAAAAGAAAAGAAAAAGUUCGAGAAAAUGGAGGCUGAAAGAGAAAAAAUGAUGAAAAAAGCAGAAAAAGAAAGAGAAAGAAAAAUGGCCGAGUUGCAAAAAAUAAUUAACGAGCAGAAACUCGGAGCAGAGAGACAGAGGGAGGAAGAGAGAAAACUGCGGGAUAGGAUGAAACAGGAGCGGGAAGAGUUCCGGAGACAAAUGGAGGAAGACAGGAGAAGAGAAUUAGAGUUGAUUGAGAAACGAAACGAAGAAACACAAAGGCUGCUCAACCAAAAGGAGUCAGCUUUGACUCCGAGCGGGAUGCGAACCGCAGACUUCUGGAGAUGCAAGAGAAGGAGCUGAGGAGCCUGAAGGACAAGGUGGCCAGUGUGUCUGCCAAAGACACAGGUGGUUGUAGUAUUCUGUAAGUCUUCUGUGUAGAGGGAAAAAUAUCUACACACCACCUUCAUCAACUAGCGAGUGUUAUCUUUGACAGUGGUUACCUUUGCGUCUGAUACUUCUCAGAUAAUCACUUAGUUUUUGUGUUUAAAAAAUUCUGACAGACACAACUACAGAUGUCGACAACAAAAAAGAAAAAAGAAUGAAUAACAGUAGGCUUAGCUGAUCAGAUGAAAAUUAAACCAGACUGAAAGAAAGGUAGAGUAAAACCCAAGGUGUACCGAGCUUUAAUACCUUACUUGCAGUAGUCUCCCCUGAGCAACAAAAGUAAUUCAUGAGUUCACUAAUACAAGAGCACAUAAGAGGACGACUUUCAAACUAUCGUUUACUUCUUUCCGGAAAAAAUUGUAAGACUUAACCCACUCAAACGUGUAUGUGUGAAUUAGUAGUUUUUAAGAAUUGGGGAAUUGGGAUUUGAGAAAAUAAAGUCUUAUUGGCUUAUA